GAGAAGAAUAACCAUAGCUUUAUUUUUCUCUUAAAAUCCACCUAUUCCUUUGGCUUUUGAGAUCUUGUCUCAAAACCUUUUGAAAAAAGAGUUCUCGAUUCGAAAGAAUCCCAAGCAUAGCCUUCCCCCAAAACUGAGACCCUUCAAAGAGGCAUUUGUAUGGCAGUUCCGGAGGAAACAGUGAUUCUGAUCACAGGAUGCUCUGAGGGCGGUAUUGGCUAUGCGCUUGCCCGGGCCUUUGCUGCAGAGGGAUGCCUUGUUGUUGCGACGAGCCGGUCUCUGAGCUCCAUGAAAAGCCUCGAGAAUGAUUCCAGGUUCUUCCUCCAAGAGAUCGAUGUUCUUUCGGAGGAAAGCAUUCGGAGAGCUUUGACAAACACAUUGGAGAAGUUUGGCCGGAUUGAUGUUCUUAUAAACAAUGCCGGGGUUCACUUGGUUGCGCCACUCGUCGAGGUUCCGAUGUCUUCUUUCGAGCAUGUCUUCAGCACCAAUGUCUAUGGUCCGAUGAGGUUAAUUCAAGCUGUAGUUCCCCACAUGGUAACGAGGAGAAAGGGUAAGAUAGUAAAUGUGGGAAGUGUUGCUGCCCUGGCUCCUGGACCAUGGGCAGGUGUUUAUACGGCAUCAAAAGCAGCUCUUCAUGCGUUAACUGAUACUUUGAGAUUGGAACUCCGAACUUUUGGCAUCAGUGUCAUAAACGUAGUUCCUGGUGCUAUCAGAUCAAAUUUGGGAAAUUCUUCAACAGCUACCUACAGCCGGAUGCCCGAAUGGAAGUUGUACAAACCAUUUGAGGCUGCAAUCCGAGCAAGGACGGAUAUCUCUCAGGGCCCCAGGUCUACACCAGCAGAAGAGCUUGCAAAAAAGACUGUUGCAUUGGUACUCAAGAAGAACUCUCCAGCAUGGUUUUCUUAUGGGGGUUUCUCUACAAUUUUGGCAAUUCUCUACUACCUCCCACUAUCUAUUAGAGACUACUUCUAUAGGAAGGUUGGGAAAUGUUAAAUGGGAUAUUUGCUUCUCUAUAGCCCAAUGGACUGAAAACUUAAAAUGGUAAUGUAGGUUGACAUGUAAAUGGUCUUGUAGCAGCGUCUCCAUGCGGAAUAUAAGAGUACUGUAAUGUUGUGGAUCAUACUAUAGCCAAAAGAAUGUGUUAUUUAUAUAUUAAUGAUUAGUGUACUCAAAUACUUAUGCUUCUCUUUUAUUGCUUUGUUUGGUCAACUACUAUUCUCUUUGUUUUUCAGCUCGUGCUCAGGAGGGAGUGCUGGCUGCCAAACUCUAGUCCCAUUGGCAUUUGAUCAACUGCUUUUCAUAGGCCAAAAAUCUGAUCUUUUUAGUGUUCUCCUUGUGGCUAAGAAACAAACUGAGUUCUUCUGCAUUGGAUAAUGUAUGCCAUUAUGUGCAAACAUAUUAGCAAAGUAGGCAUUGAAUUUGAUUCUACAAAUCAGCAUACCACCUUGUGCUACAGUAUGAGGUCAUUCUACUUCCAGCGAAAAAAAUGUCAUUUGGAAUGGUUCCAUAGCUGAAUGUAUUUGCCAAUUAUUUAUUGCUGAGCUGCUAUAUUUCACUGAUGAUAGAUUAUAAUUGUGUUUAAUCUCCUAAUGCUUAUUUCAUUGCUGUAAUAUUUACUCUAUGGACAUAAAUAAAAUUAAUGACGGAGGAAAGACUCAUCUAGACAUGGUCAGGAAGAACUCUUGUUUUUGGUGCAGGUUACAAAGGUUUGUUCAUAUUGUAAUUUGGUAGGUCAUGAAUUCGAGUUGUGUUCUGAGAAUUGUGAAGAUAAACUUGUGUUCUGAGAAUUGUGAAGAUAAACUAGGAUCUGCUGCCUUCACAAAUUCUCCUAAAAGUCAAAAACUGAAUAUAUCUUUGAGCUGCUGUGGUCAAGAAUGGAGUUUUCCCUGAAAAUAAACCCCAGUCACUUGGAGUCAGAUAUCAUCCGCAGUUUUGACUUUUGUGGGGAAUGUAUAAUGUAUAGGGGUGGCGUAGUGGUACUCAUGUGUUUAUCUAUUAAGCCACUUGAGGGGGAAGGAAAUGGAAAAAAAUAAUAUGUUUUGCAUCUGAAAGUUGAAAAAGUUUUUAUGGAUCAUCCUCCAUCAUUAUUUCAUAUUCAAUGCCAGAAAUUUUCGCUGAGUGCUUUGCCUUCUAUUUACUUAUUUAUUUAAUGUCUAUUUUGCUUUCUUUUUUUUUUUUUUUAAAAAAAAAGAACAUUACAACCUUUUUAGGAACCUUUGGAGGAAAUUUCAGCCCCACCUCUUGCUGUCUUGAGAGGACAAUAUGUGGUGUGAGCAUGGAUGUUUUUGCCUUUUGUGUUAUCAGUAUUUUUCAAAUUGAAAGUGGUUCAGUUUGGACAGUAUUUUUGAUGGCAGGAAGAAGAGAUGUGGUGAAAGAAUUUGCAAACUUGUGUGCAUGCUUGGCAUGACAUAAUGUUUUGUAAGUCUUUUUCAAAUCCUAGUUCCUAGAAAAAUUUUAAAAUCUGUAAUUUAGUGUGACUCUAACUCACAACAAACGGCUUCUUUUGAUGAGAAUGUGUUCAUAGUAUUUGUUGGCUCUUGUAAUAGAUUGCUUUGUUUUUCUUUAUUUUAAUUCAAAAGAUAAGCCAGCAUGUGACAUCUUGAUAAUUCACAAUUAGGAGAAAAGUGCAUCAUGCACAGGUGUAAAUGCCAUUUUAAGCAAUUCUUUAUUUUAUUGGAGCAUUUUGGUGAACUGAGUGUUGUAUAAAUUGUGCUUAGUUAUUUUUGGUAAAAUUGAUUAUUUUCUGUAUCAUAAUAUAGCAUAAUAUUUAUUUUGCAGGUGGUUUCACAACAAUUGUUUAUAAAGCACAUUACAUGUGUUCCCAUCAGCAUAACAGUAUUGCUUUAGACUGGUUAUUGGACACUACUGUAUAAUUUAUGUCAUGUAUGUAUAUCAAUGCUUGUUUCGAUGCUCAAGUUUCUUUCUAUAACUUGUGGCAUUAGUUUUCAGAUUGGGUGCUGCUAGCUUACGGAGACAAAAAGAUGGACUACAUUUUUUGGUGAGGAUAUGCAAAGAUGUAUUUAUUUUUUGAAUACCAUAUAAAUAACAUACUCUUAUUUUUUUCUCCC
Molecule: messenger RNA, 3068 nt
Organism: Elaeis guineensis (African oil palm)
Lineage: Eukaryota; Viridiplantae; Streptophyta; Magnoliopsida; Arecales; Arecaceae
Source: RefSeq, a predicted model, not a curated record